AUGGCCGCUGCAUCAGUCCAGAACCCUCCCGCCCAACCUGAGUCCAAGUCCUCCAAGAAGAAGAAGGCCAAGGCAGCCGCCGCUGCUGCAGAGCGCACCGAGUCUCCUGCCCCGGCUGCUACUCCAGACCAGGCUGCUUCUGUCUCCGGAAACAACGAAGUCUCCGAGCAUGCCUAUAUCCGUGAGCUGAAGAAGGGCAUCCGCAACACCAACAAGAAGAUUGGAAAUGCGUCCAAGACUCAGGCUCUGGUCGACGAGCACAAGUCCAAAGGCAAAACCCCCGAAGAGCUCGUCAAUCUCAAGAUCAUCAAUGCCGAUCAAAAGAAGCAAGUCGACAACCUGAACUCCCUCAAGGCCGAGGUUACCAGACUGGAGGAGCAGCUAGCCCUGUACGAGAAGAUUGAUGGAGAGUACCGUGCCCAGGUUGCUUCUGUCAGGUCUGACACCGAGAAGGGCUUGUCCGAGAAAUACGAGCAGGAAAAGGCAGACGCUGUUGCCGAGGUCAAGAACAAGUAUGAGGCUGAUGCAAAGAAGUCGCUGCACGACGGUCUUUUGGUCCUCUCCCAGUUUCUGCGUCUUGCCGCCCACCGACGAGCCGAAGCUCCCGAGUCCACUGAGGACGAGGACCAGGCUCUGGAAGGGAUACUUCUGGGUGUUUACGGUGGUGACGAGGCUGCUGUCAGUGUCAUGCUGAAGUUGUGUGAAGGAACCGACGACAAGACUGCUGGUGUGGGAGGCGAGACUCUGCAGACGACUUUCGCGACCGUCAAGGCUUCGGCUGCCGCCCAUUCCGCACCCCUCUACCAGACCGCUGCGCAGGCCGAGACCGAGACCGAGACCGUGCCCACGGAGGCUACUGAAACUGCUCAGACCGACCCAACCGUCGCCAACGCUGGCCUCACUGAGAUAGACGCUGGCACAGACACUGCUUUGACGAAUGGACACUUGGACGAGGCCGCCGCGGAAAGCACAAUUCCCAAUGCUGAUGUCGGCGACAGCGCUGCGAACGCGGCAGGAGAAAACCAAUGGGAUACAGGCAAUGACCUGGCCGCUUCUCAGGAGUGGGUUGAGGUGCAGGCGCCACCCGAGACUCUCCCGACCGAUGCUCCCGCUGUUCCUGUCGUGACCGCUGAUGCCACUGCCACUGCUGCCGCUCCAUCUUGGGCUGACGAUCACCCGGAGCCCUCGCAAGAGGCUUCGACCCCCACCGACCCCAAUGACGGUUUCCAAUCUGUCCAGCGUCGUGGUGGAAACCGCGAUGGUGGAAACCGCGGAGGACGAGGUCGUGGCCGUGGAGGCGGCUUCCGUGGCGAUGGCUUCCGUGGCCGUGGACGUGGUGGCCCCAGGGGCCGGGGCGGCCCCCGCCGUGAUGCUCCCGAGACGUCGUCCUAG
Molecule: messenger RNA, 1392 nt
Organism: Diaporthe amygdali
Lineage: Eukaryota; Fungi; Ascomycota; Sordariomycetes; Diaporthales; Diaporthaceae
Exons: 5
Coding region: 1-1392 (463 amino acids)
Source: RefSeq, a predicted model, not a curated record